Messenger RNA from Tuber aestivum (summer truffle), 428 nucleotides. Lineage: Eukaryota; Fungi; Ascomycota; Pezizomycetes; Pezizales; Tuberaceae. The record is from the annotation of a GenBank genome assembly.
AUGGAAACUAGAACAGCAAAACUUGUCCCAGGCUUUGCCAUUGUUUUUGAUAGUCCAUUUAAGUUGACAAAUGAGGGAUGGGGUGUGGGAGAUAUCGUUAUGUGGAAGCCCACUAUGGUGACUUGGGAGUUGGGGCUGGAUCCAGUUUGCUGCUGUGGAGCAUACCCCUACUUUCCCGAUGCUCAUCAGAAAUAUACACAACAGAGUUCUCCACUCAAGCGUUCAUUGACCCUGGUGGAAGCGAUAAGGGGUAAGGGAAGGGAAGUCACUAUAGUUGUAGAAAUGGGAGUUGAGUCCUGUUCGGUUUGUUCUAGUUUUCGACCCCAAGUGGGAUUAGCUCUAGGAGAAACGAGGCAGAGUUGGCCCGGCUCGCAGCGGAGGUGUACAAAUCCUGGUUAGCCUCUUUGGCGGGUCCUUAUGGCGAGUGA